Xenopus laevis (African clawed frog) is the source of this 2207-nucleotide messenger RNA. It is a transcript of the gene samd12.S, whose product is annotated as sterile alpha motif domain containing 12 S homeolog. Bases 461 to 919 code for a protein of 152 amino acids. Gene Ontology annotation, cellular component: cytoplasmic side of plasma membrane. The transcript is spliced from 5 exons. Gene Ontology annotation, biological process: cell surface receptor protein tyrosine kinase signaling pathway. The record is from RefSeq and is a predicted model, not a curated record. Lineage: Eukaryota; Metazoa; Chordata; Amphibia; Anura; Pipidae.
UGCCUUCUUGUGCACUGUGUAACCCUGGAAACGGAAUGUCCCUGUCACUUGACAAGGAAGUUCUUGGCGAAAUACCCAUGCUCGCCAUCCAAGUCCAGCUUCUGAAGCGCGGCCUUAUGGGUAAUGUAGUUUUUCGUCACAGGUGCCUUUCGCUAAAAACAAUCGUUCCCUGCCUGAACAUAUCGGUGAUUACUAUAAUUAUACUCGGUGUCCGGGUCGCCCGUCGAAAAGUAAAGAGCCGUUUCUGAAUUUCGUGAAACAAGCGCUGCAUUUAAUGUCCUCUGGAGGCGAGGAAACUACAAUCCCCAUAAUUCCUUGCGUGCAGGCUCCCAGGCGUGUUGGAUGCAGCUGCUGAAAAGGAAAAAAAACACAGAAAAUAAAUAGCAGCAGAGACAGGGAGAAGGAGGUCUUAGAUUGAUAACUGAAUUCAUUAUGUGCAACCUGUGCGACUGCUGACACCAUGGCUGUUGAAGCAGUUCAUUGCAGUCGAAACUCAAAUGAUAUUGAUCACCCCGCCUGCACGGACAACAUCAACUUAAAUCUCAAGGGGGAGAACAUCGACUCGACCUUCACCAAGGACACAUCAAAAGUUCCAGAGCCCAAGGAAACUCCCAGGAAGCUGCAGACGGAGCCAGAUACUCCCAAGGCCAGUAUUGUGAAAUUAACAAAGCCGGUUGCGUUUUGGACUCAGCACGAUGUGUGCAAAUGGCUAAGGAAGCAUUGUCCAAACCAGUAUCAACUCUACAGCGACUCCUUCAAAGAACAUGAUAUUACUGGUCGCGCUCUGCUGAGACUGACAGAGAAAAAGCUGGAGCGAAUGGGUAUCACCCAAGAGAGUCAACGGCAGCAUGUCCUUCAGCAAGUCCUCCACUUGAAAGUCCGAGAAGAAGUCCGGAACCUCCAGCUGCUAAGCCACUAGUGGAAGAAAAUAUUCUGCUCACAUUGGAUCAAAAUCUGCCCAGAAGUCUUAAAUUGAGUGUCUACAUCACAGCAAGAAACUGGAUGGAAAGCCCUUGUUCGGCUCAUGUAGAGGGAUAUAUUCUUGGUCGUGGUUCCAUGUUUAGUUUGAUCAGAGACUUGUAACAAGUUAAUAAAUGGCACACAGCCCCUGUGAUCCCAUCUGUUUCCAAAGCUCAUUAUAUUGAUAAUAAGGACAGCAGAAUAUCAUAUAUUUAUAUAACAUAAUAUAAUAUAAAUACAAUAAAAUAUGUAUUUAAGCAUCUUGAUAUUUGUAUAGAGUAGAAUGAACCCGUGUUUCGCUCUGUUUAUGGAUAACUUGAAGAAUGAAAAUGAAUGAAAUUUCUAGUUCAUGUAGAGGCUAUGCCAUAUGUAAGAAUUAAGUUCAGGAUUUUGCCAAAUCCCAGCAUUUUUUGAAGGAUUUGAAUUCAGGCAAAAUGUAACUGUUCUGCUCAACCAAGUGGAAACUUUAAAAGUCAUGUGACUUUUCAGUCCUGGACAUCUGAGCAUAACAAUUGUUUGUUCACAUAUGCGUUUUUUAACAUUUUUAUUCAAAUUUGAAUAUGCAACUUUGGGUUUGAUUGUCCCAAUCUUUUAUGGAGAGCUUUGGUGUAUUGCCGAAUGCAAAAAUCACAGAUUUAAUGUAUUCCUACCUUAUAAAGACCAGAUAAACCAGGGUUCAUUUAUAACAUUUGGUCAAUACAGAAGAUGUUGUCCCUAGAUUUUGGGAUAUAUAGGCUAUAGAAUUUCUUCUAUCUAUAGUUUCUUCUAUUUCUAUAAAUGUCCAGGGCCAGAACUAAGAGUAGGAAAAAGGAACGUGCCGAGGGCAGAACAGUGGAGACCCAUACUAUCUCUGCCUGCCAACCCCAAGUUGCGUCCAUUGUGUAUUUUGUUACCGCUCCUGCUCCUCCCUAAGCCCCUAACGCCCCUCUUAUGUAACUUGGGAAAUAAGGGAAAUUUAUUGUACUAAGGAUGUUAAGCAAGGAGGCAAGGGAAACAAGAAAGACCAACUGGUUAUUAUGACAUGUUGGAGUGAGUUUUAACGCAGUGGGAAUUUCACUUAGGGGCAGAUAAAUUAGAAAAUACUCACAACUCAAAUGGGAGGUUAUUUAAGAAAAAAUCUCGAACGUAUUUGAUAGAAUGGGAUUUGUAUUUGACUGAGUUUUUUCUCCGCAAAUGUCAGAAUGUCAGGAAGGCUAUUAACAUCUUCAAAUGGGUCACUGGACCUCUGCCAUUGACUUCUUCAUGAA